Messenger RNA from Periconia digitata, 1470 nucleotides. Lineage: Eukaryota; Fungi; Ascomycota; Dothideomycetes; Pleosporales; Periconiaceae. The record is from the annotation of a GenBank genome assembly.
AGUAUCGACCGCUCGUUGGCCGCAGCAACUUAUUUCAAUAUGGACCAGCCGUCUCUGGAAGCAUAUGCGCUCGAGGUAUCGCAGGACCUGCUCGCAAACGACCACACGCACAAUUCCGCGGCAUGGAACUCCAAUCAAGACAACAACGCAACUACAAGCGCGGAAACGAAAACGGGAGACACACAAGAUGAGGUUACUGAUCAACGACGAGAUUCCGCCUACCCAGGAGGAGAAGAAGACACGCCGGAUUCAUGUUCGAAUAAACGCCAGGGAAAGAUCCCCGCAUCGACGACUGUACCUGAUCGACCGCGAUUAGACUCCCCUACUAUCCCUUACACUCUCUAUACUCCUGCUGCUCCUCCUCCUCCUCCUUCUGCAGCUACUCCUGACUCCUCCAACCUCCUCUUCUCCACACUCAAGCCCCAGCAAACCCUCCCCACCACAAACACCGCCCACGAAACCCCUCCACAACACAUCAUCACCUACACAUUCCCCAGCCCGUGCGAACCUCCGCGCUACUACAUCCCUUUCCAAACCCCUCAGCCCGCCUCCACCUCCAUCAUCCCCCGGCUCUCUUCUAUUUCCACGACGACAGAGAACAGCAAUAAACCCCGCCAACGCAGAAUCGUGCGUGGCGCACGCAUCAUCGUCCCCGAGCGGUGGCAGAAAAACGACAUGCUGCUCGAGUACGUGGAUGAUUUCGGAACGACCAAGAUGCUUCGUCGAGUCGAUAAAGCGGAUAUGCAAGGGACGCCUACAACAUGUAUGCUUGGGGUUUGGGAAGGCGGUGGCGGCGGUGGUAAUAGGGGAAGAAGGGAGGAAAGCGAGGAGGAUGAGGAAGAGGGAAGUAGGAUGCAACAAGACUCACCGAGGCCUCGCAACAACAACAACAACAACGCAGCAGAGGAGCCCUUUUAUACAACGACCCCGACACCACAAGUUGAGAACAGAAACAACAACAACAACAGCGAUGCUACUAUAAACAGCGAUAUCGCGUUCCCCCACCGUCACCGUCACCGUCAUCGUCGCCAUCAUUCCCUUGCCCAAACCCUUGACCACGAUCUCACACCCCCAGCCUCUCUCCUCGUUCUCCCCCAAACCCACCCUCCAUCCCAAUCUCCAUCUCGAGCCUCCCGUAUUCUUCUGCUCCCCUCGCACAUAUUACCCCCACUCUCGCGCCUCCUCACAUCCCUCCUAGCUCCCCUCACGAGCCUAAAAACCGCGCUGCAGACUACGUACAACAACUACCAUGCCAGGCGCGGCAGUCUGGGCUCGCAUUCCGGGCCUGUCGCGCAGGCGCUGCGGCAGAAUGUGUUGAGGGCGGGUGAGAGGGGGUGUGAUUGGGAGAGCGGACGGUGUGUUGCGCGGUGGGGUGAAGAAUGGGGGGCAGGAUCAGGAAGAGGGAGAGGAGCGGUUAAGAAAGGGUGGUUUGGGAGGUUGAGGAUCGGGGGGUGGAGGAGGGAGAGAUAG